This is a messenger RNA of Ectocarpus sp. CCAP 1310/34, 2319 nucleotides long. The record is from the annotation of a GenBank genome assembly. Lineage: Eukaryota; Phaeophyceae; Ectocarpales; Ectocarpaceae.
AUGGACAUCUUCCAGUUACCGUCGGGAGCACCGCCGACGCGGCUAGCUUGGCAACGAACGUCCAUUCUAUAUGCGAAUGGUGAUUUCAGCGUGCGGUGGGUUGGCGAAAUAUUCGUCGCAGAAACAAUUCGUGUCAUCAACGGCACAUCGCUCAACGUCACUGGCGCUGGACCGGGCGCAAUUGCGGACGGCAGUGGCAGUACGCAACUGUUCGCUGUAGAUGGAGGUUCAAACCUGCACCUCUCGAACAUGACUUUGAGCAACGGCAACACUUCGUUUGGUGGGGCUGUCUUUGCGAACCAAUCGAGUGUUUCGUUUUUCGGAACUACGUCCUUCAGCUCCAACUCCGCGUACUAUGGGGCUCCAUUUUUGCGGAAUAUGGAGGCAAUCAACGCGUAUGAAUCGACCGUGUCUUGGGAUGGCGAUGGAACCCGAUUCAGCUCGAACUAUGCUAACGGAUCUGGAGGUGCAAUCCUCGCAUCGCCUAGUUCGACCGUGUCAUGGGAUGGCGACGGCACCCAGUUCAGCUCCAACUCCGCGGAUUAUGGAGGUGGAAUUGUCGCGAGUAAUUCGGCCCUGUCCUGGAAUGGCGACGGAGCCGAGGUCAGCAACAACUCCGCUAGCGAAUAUGGAGGUGCAAUUGACGCGAGGUAUUCCACCGUUUCAUGGGAUGGCGACGGCACCCAGUGCAGCUCAAACUCAGCGGAUUUUGGAGGCACAAUCAACGCCUUCAGUUCCGUGGACUCUGGAAGAGGCUACGGAGGGGCAAUCGUCGCAUCGGCUAAUUCGACCGUAUCAUGGAAUGGGGACGGCACCCAGUUCAGCUCCAACUGCGCUGGGUUUGGAGGCGCAAUGCACGUGGACGCUGACUCGACCGUGUCAUGGAAUGGUUACGCAACCCAUUUCAGCAACAACUCCGCCGGCGAAGAUGGAGGCGCAAUCAGCGCGGAUGGUUCGGUUGUCUCCUGGGAUGGCAACCGAACGCAGUUUGCUCCAACUAUGCUGGCAACGAUGGAGGUGCCGUCCGCGCAUAUCCUGAUUCGAUUGUUUCCUAGGAUGGCCAAGGAACCCAGUUCAGCUCCAAUUACGCAAACGGCGAUGGCGGAAGAAUCCAAUGCACGGUUUGAGAUGGUGUGCUUUGGCGGUCCUGAUUGGGAAGAGUGCUCCGGCUGCUCCAUCGAAAGCGGUGACGUCGCGCCGACAUGCAUGGUGCCACUAGAGCACACUUCAGUAUUGAUGAAAGCUUCUGGCGCGCGAUCAACGAUAGCGCCAUCAUCCUGGCGUGCUUCAAUGCAGAUGCCUGCACAGGGGGAGAAACGGGGGCGGACAGCUUUUGUGCCUCAAGAUACCAGGGACCAUGCAUUGAAGAUCAUCUUCGUCGUGUGGCAGAUAUUUACCCAGAUCAUUGGCGUGUACCAAGGCUUUUGGAGCGUGAUCGACGUAGUUAACUUCGACCUUGGUUCCUUUCUGGCGGCCGGGUGCUUGUGGUCCGACUUGGACUUUCACGACCGACUUCUUGUCAAUACCAUGGGGCCCGCGUCCGAAGCCACUGCUCUAGUAGCGCAAAUCCGUCACAAAUAUCAGACGGCUCUCCUCCUCUUGACAUUCCUGGUGUAUUCCUCGGUAUCGUCAACGGUGUUCCAAACUUUCGCCUGUGAGACCCUUGACGACGGAAAUGAAUACCUCCGGGCGGAUUUCCGUAUUCAUUGCACCGAUGCCAAACACAAGGCCUUUGAAGUCUAUGCAGGGGUCAUGCUUGCUGUGUACCCUGUGGGUAUCCCUCUGCUAUACGCCAUCCUGUUGUUUCGACGUCGCCACGUUCUGGUCGACGCUGUUACCGACAAGACCGUACCUCAGUCAAUUUCCGGUCUUCGGGAGCCGUACAGGUCCGAGUGGUUCUACUACGAGGUAGUCGAGUGCGGACGCCGUGUCAUGCUGACGGGUGUAGUUAUCUUUGUCUUUCCGGAUGAUGCAGCCCAUUUCGCGAUCACCAUGCUCAUAGCCUUCUCUUUCUUAAUCGUUUUCGAAAUUUUGUCGCCAUACGAGUCGGAGUCCGACAUAUGGCUUUCGCGGGGGGGUCAUGUGAUCGUGUUCCUCAGCACGUUCGAUUUGUUGCUUCUGAAGGUGGAUGUGUCCGGCGAGAGCGACCAGAGCCAGACCAUGUUUGCGGGGGUGUUGGUAGCAGGGCACAUGUUGCCGAUUCUUGCCAUCUUUGCCGAGGUGGUCGGCAUCUGGUAUGCCUCAGGGAAGAAGCGAGUUGUCAGAGCAGGGGUAUCACCCGAGAUUUCUCCGGGUGAGGCGAAACGCACGAUAGGAUGA